Scaptodrosophila lebanonensis is the source of this 9167-nucleotide messenger RNA. It is a transcript of the gene eys, whose product is annotated as protein eyes shut. Bases 1265 to 7855 code for a protein of 2196 amino acids. The transcript is spliced from 14 exons. NCBI's taxonomy places the organism in Eukaryota, Metazoa, Arthropoda, Insecta, Diptera, Drosophilidae. Gene Ontology annotation, molecular function: calcium ion binding. Gene Ontology annotation, cellular component: plasma membrane; protein-containing complex. Gene Ontology annotation, biological process: heterophilic cell-cell adhesion; establishment or maintenance of epithelial cell apical/basal polarity. The record is from RefSeq and is a predicted model, not a curated record.
AGCAGACGGUCGUGUUGAAUUGAACAGCUGGCCGAACACUGAACAUAAGUUGUCCAUUAUCCUGGCCAAGUGCAUUGAGCAGCUAAAGAAGCCAGUUAGUUGCUAUCAGUGUUUCAGAAACGCAGUCGUGUGAACAUAAUUCAAGUGCAAUGCAGCUUAAAAAAUUAAAGCUAAACAUACAAAAAUAGUUCAUAUCCGAGAUUUUUUCAAAACACACACUCGGUCGCUUAGUGACGUGAACAGUUUCUAUUUGGUGUGCUUGCGGUUGUGUUGUCCUUUCAACGCCUUGUGUUUUAGUUUGUGCGGUUUUGGCCACUUCAAGUGGUAAGUGGCAAGUGUUUGGUGCGCGCGCUGCCACACACACACACAUAACAUACGUUAUACAAAUACUCGAAUAUAUUCACACCCCUAGCUUAAAUAACUCGACGGGUUUUUUCUUGUUUGCCUUGGUUUGUUUUCGUUUGGCUGCCCUGUGGCUUUCCACAAUCAACAGUGAGGACGUUGCGUGGCAACGCCACUUGCCGUUGGCAUUCUGCUAAUCGAUGACGUUGAAAAGGAUAACACAAGGAUAAUGACCUAAACUAUUCGUACAUCGAAAAGGUCUAACAAAAUUGCAGCAGCAGCAUCAGAAGAGGAAUAUCGGGCACUCGGAGAGCAGGAAGUGAGACACAAAUAACAAAACGAAGUGGAAAAACUAAUAAUAUGUCCAGAGUCUGUGUCCAGGAGGAGGACAGUACGCGGCAGUGAAAUGCAAUGCGGCAGCAUUGCUCAAGUGGGGAGCAAAUAGCCAAGACAAUGCAGCAGACUAAGACGGGAAGGGCAGGGAAGUAAGCAAUUCCGCGCUAACAAUGAAAACUAAUAAAGCACUUAAGCGGAUUUUUUUACAAGAGCAACAAUUGCAACGGCGUUACGCAGAGAAGCAGCCACUAAACGUGCAGAUAAAACUAUCGAGCGGCAGCACCAGAAGCAACAGCAGCAACAGCAUCAGCAGCGAAGCAUGCAACGAUGACGCUGCUGUGUUCAUAAUGCGAAAAGGACAUUGCAAUUGUUCGAAAGGAUAAACAAGCAUCAUCAAUCAAAAGCGCCAACAGCAGCCAAGUCCAGUGAAUAAACAAGGCGUGCGAAAAGAGAAGCAACAUAGUAUACACAAGGGCUGCAGUAGAUAACGUGGCGUGGUCAGUGCGGCCAUACAGGGCGUAUGAUUAACACUUGUGCCACUUGAAGACCCCGUAAUUUGCUAGAGCAAAAGAGCAAGUCAAGCAACAUGGCCACCAGAAGGCGCACUGAAAGGCUGGGCGAGCUGUCAGCCAUUGCCAACGCAUGUGCAAUUGAUGAAUAUAUCAACACAGCAACUGCGACGUCGCAACUGUUGGCAACAGCGUCGCUGCUAACGGGCACAACAACAGCAACAGCUACAACAACUACAACAACUACAGAAACUGCAACAACGACCACGAAGCCAUUAACGAAUAUGCAACGAAACCACCUGCAAAAAAUGCAACUGUUGCCAAUAAUGGCACCAGCAACAACAACAACAACAAAAACAACUACUACAAAAAUCCACAACAGUAACAGCAACAACACAACAGCAGCAGAAAAACCAUCGAUAAGAGCAACAGCAAAUUGUGCAAAGUCAGCAGCAGCAACUAACACAAAAACUAAAAUGACGAUCACAGAAAAAACAAAAAUUGCGGCAUGCAACACACCUGCCAGGACAUUAAGAACAAGGGUUGGGUCGGUUGCCUGGCAGUUGAUCCCUCAACUAAAACUUCUGUUGCCCGCACUUUGUCUUUGUGUGCUUUUUGGCAGCGGUCAGGCGGGCUUUGCUUGCCUCAGCAAUCCCUGUGUUUUUGGCGUUUGCAUCGAUGGCUUAAAUAGCUCGUACUCGUGCUACUGCAUUGACGGCUAUACAGGGAUACAGUGCCAAACGAAUUGGGACGAAUGCUGGUCGAGCCCGUGUCAAAAUGGUGGCACAUGUGUGGAUGGUGUGGCCUACUACAAUUGUACGUGUCCGGAAGGAUUUGCCGGAUCGAAUUGCGAGCAGAAUGUCGACGAAUGCAUGUCAAAUCCAUGUCAAAAUGGCGGACUGUGCCGGGACCGAAACAAUGGCUACACAUGCACCUGCCAGGCAGGCUAUCUGGGGGAUCAUUGCGAGGUCGAUGUUGCUGUCUGUGACACGGGCACCGGUGCACGUUGCCAGCAUGGCGGCGAAUGCAUUGAGGGUCCGGGACUAGAAUUCACCUGCGAGUGUCCGGCCGGGUGGCAUGGUCGCAUCUGUCAGGAGGAGAUUAACGAAUGCGCUUCGUCGCCUUGCCAAAAUGGGGGCGUGUGCGUUGACAAAUUGGCCGCGUACGCGUGUGCUUGUCCCAUGGGCUAUACGGGCACCAAUUGUGAGGAGGAGAUACUCAUCUGUUCGGAUAAUCCCUGCCAGAACAAUGCACUCUGUCUCAUGGAGGAGACUGUGCCCACUUGCUAUUGUGUUCCCGACUAUCAUGGCGAGAAAUGUGAAUAUCAGUACGAUGAGUGCCAGUUGGGGCCGCGCUGCAUGAACGGGGGCGUGUGUAUCGAUGGCGUUGACACCUUUUCGUGUUCAUGUCCUCCCCUGCUAACGGGCAUGUUGUGCGAGUGUCUGAUGGUAGGCGAGGAAUCGCUGGACUGCAAUUAUACAGCCCCUUCGACGCUGAGUCCGCCUACAGUGCGGCCUGUGACACCACCAGAGACAACGCCAUUACCCACUCCCGCCCCAGCGCCUCCAAUUACAACAACUGCGACAGCUGAUGUAUCUGUUGUUUCCUCCUCGUCGUCCUCCUCGUCGUCAUCGGCCUCAGACGAAUCAGUGGAGGUCAAGCCAACGCCUGCACCACCAGAGAGCGAAAGUCACAGUCUUUCUGACGAGCACACUACCGUGGUGCCACAACCAGCGCCCUUGACCACCACCACAGCACCUCUGCCUGAGAGCAGCGCGUCAGGCUCGGUGGAGGAAAGUGCAAGUCACGCCUCUGGAACUACCGAGCCCCCAGUUAUAUAUCCCAUUGAUGGCGGCGCCUCAACGUCCUCCGCCGAAAGUUCCGUGGAAGUUGUCACAUCCGACGAAUACACGCCUGUGCCGCGCUUUGAAGUGAGUGCCAGUGGCAGUGGCAGCGGCAGCGGCAGCGAUGAAGCAACUACAACCGCUCGGCCCUUGCCACCACCGCCACCACCCAGCAUAACCAUCUCGGUCGACUAUACGCCUACUUCUAGUUCAUCGAGCGCUGAAUCCGGCGAACCGCCCGCAGCAGUCUUCACCACACCAUCUCCCACGUUCAUACAUCGCGUAACCACCAUCGAGACCAGCAUCACCUUAGAUUUUUCGACGCCUACACUCGCACCGCCAAUUGCGAUGACUACAAUGAAGACGGCGCUGCCCAUACCCACGUUUGCAGUACCGCCAGCUACUGAGCCACCGUUAGAUAUUGAUGAAACCACCACCACCACAAAGCAUCUGUGGACCGAAGUGCCCACCACAGCGGCUCCCUUCUUCACAGAGUUCCCAUCGGAAGUGCUUAUCACUACACAUCGAACCAGCGCUGGUCGCUUUACUACGCUACAACCACCGGUAACUACCACAUCGCCACUAGACUACGAACCGCCUCUGGUCGAGCUGAGCACCGCACGUACGCCACUUGUGGUUGUCACUAUACUGGAUGCCAACGACACCAUGCCCUCUCUCAUGACAACCACAACUGUCCCUGGAACGAUGCAUCCAUAUCAUCAUCACCACCAUCAUCAUCACCACGAGACGACACACUUGCCCAUUCCUGUUGAGGGUGAAGCAACAACAGUAACGCCCCCAGUUGACGCAACCGAACUGCCGCACCACCAUCACCAUCAUCAUCAUGUGCCCAGCAGCAUUGCACCGCCCGAAACCACUCCCAUGCCCAUUGAGAUGACAACCCCGCAGCCUCUGUUGACAGAAGACUUAAUUGGCGUCCAACAGCCAGUGCCUGUAACCACAGUGGAGCCAUUGGCUGCGGAAACCACUACCGUGCCGCCAUAUCAGCCCGCUGCAACACUAGUGCCAACGCAAGCGCCCACGGAGCUGUCCGCCACAGCUCCAACACCGGCAAUAACUUCGGCGCCCAGCCUUCCACCUACUCUGCCGCCCACAAUAACGCCGGCCACAGCACCACCAACACUACCACCCACUGUGCCGCCCACGCCACCCUCAACGCAGUCAGCACAAACUCUGCCACCGCCCACAGUCCCUGUAUAUAAGCCACCUGCGCCGCCGGCAACAAAGGCGCCAACUACAGAAAGCAGUGAGGAAACCGAGGGCGCCAACACUGUGGCCACUGGCGUUGGUGCCGGUGCGGGCUCUGGCGGCGGAGUCGAGGAGAAAACUGCCGAUGUUGAUUGCAUAAAACUGGGCUGCUACAAUGGCGGUACAUGUGUGACUACUUCAGAGGGAUCAAGGUGCGUUUGCCGCUUUGAUCGUCAGGGUGCACUUUGUGAGCUGCCCAUAGUCAUCAAGAAUGCAGCCUUCUCCGGCGAUUCGUAUGUAUCGCACCGCAUUUACAAGGACAUACCGCAGCAUGAGGCAUUGGACGCAGUGCUGCCCAUGCACAUACAGCUGAAGGUUCGAACACGUGCCACCAAUGGCUUAAUUAUGUUAGCUGCCGCCCAGGGAACCAAGGGUGGUCACUACAUGGCGUUGUUCCUGCAGAAAGGACUCAUGCAGUUCCAGUUUUCGUGCGGUUUGCAAACCAUGUUACUGAGUGAAUUGGAAACGCCCGUCAAUACGGGCCACGAAAUCACAAUUCGUGCUGAAUUGGACUUCAGCCGCAAUUACACACACUGCAAUGCCUCGCUGCUAGUCAACGACACAUUGGCCAUGUCCGGAGAUCAGCCCACAUGGCUGAAACUACUGCCGACCCGCCUCCACACACCGGAGGUCAUACUGAACACAUGGCUGCAUUUGGGAGGAGCGCCCCAGGCACCGAUUGGCCUGAUUAUCGAGCUGCCGCCCGCACAGAGUGGCACAGGAUUCACGGGCUGUCUGCAUUCGCUGCGCAUUAAUGGACAGGCGCGCGAAAUAUUCGGGGAUGCACUGGACGGCUUUGGCAUUACAGAAUGCGGUUCGCUGGCCUGCCUGUCCAGUCCGUGUCGCAAUGGCGCAGCUUGCAUCAAAAUCGAAACGAACGAGGUGGACGAGAACGGGGAGAAGGCGGAGAAAUGGAAAUGCAAAUGCCCGACAGGCUACAUGGGACCCACCUGCGAGAUAUCUGUGUGCGAGGACAAUCCCUGCCAGUAUGGCGGCACUUGUGUACAGUUCCCCGGCAGCGGAUAUCUCUGCCUUUGUCCAUUGGGCAAGCAUGGCCACUACUGUGAGCACAAUCUCGAGGUUGCCUUGCCCUCCUUCUCGGGCAGCGUGAAUGGCCUGUCCUCGUUUGUGUCCUAUACGGUGCCCAUUCCCUUGGAGUACUCGUUGGAGCUAAGCUUUAAGAUACUGCCACAGACUAUGUCGCAGAUUUCGCUGCUUGCCUUCCUCGGUCAGUCUGGUUUCCAUGAUGAGAAGAGCGAUCAUUUGGCGGUUAGCUUCAUACAGGGCUACAUCAUGCUGACGUGGAACUUGGGCGCUGGACCUCGACGAAUUUUCACACAGAAACCCAUCGAUUUCCGAUUGGAUGCACCUCGUGUACCCUACGAGAUCAAAGUGGGUCGCAUCGGACGUCAGGCAUGGCUCUCUGUGGAUGGUAAAUUCAAUAUAACGGGUCGCUCGCCGGGCAGCGUCAGUCGCAUGGAUGUGCUGCCCAUUCUCUAUCUGGGUGGCCAUGAGAUUGCCAACUUCAACACUCUUCCGCACGACUUGCCGUUACAUUCGGGCUUCCAGGGUUGCAUCUACGAUGUACACCUGAAGGCGGGCCAGGUAACGGUGCCGCUGCAGGAGACGCGCGGCGUUCGAGGUCGUGGUGUUGGUCAGUGUGGAACACGUGAGUGUCACCGACAUGCCUGCCAACAUGAAGGUGCCUGUCUGCAACAUGGCGCCACCUUUACUUGCAUUUGCCAAGAGGGCUGGUACGGACCAUUGUGUGCACAGCCAACAAAUCCCUGCGACUCAUUCAACAACAAAUGCUCCGAGGACUCGACUUGCGUGCCCUUGGUUAAUGGCUACGAAUGUGACUGUCCUGUGGGACGUACUGGCAAGAAUUGUGAGGAAGAAAUACGCUCACUCAGUGAUGUCUCACUGACGGGUCGACGUUCGUAUCUGGCCGUACGCUGGCCUUAUCUGUACGAUGCCUCGGACAAGCUGGGAGCCAAGCGCUCUCAAAUGGUCAGCUAUCGCAACUUCACCAAGAAACUAAUGCCACCGAAGCCCAUUUCCACGCCAAGCACACACUUCGUGAUGAAGCUGCUCAACGAGGUGGAGAAACAGCGUAGCUUCUCGCCCGUGCCUCUCAUGGGCUCCAAGUCCUUCGAGGAGCAUCAUCGUGUGCAAUUCUUCUUUAUUGAGUUUCAGCUACGUCCGCUCUCAGAGCGCGGCCUGUUGCUCUACUUUGGCACACUGAACAACAAUCAGGACAAGAAGAUUGGUUUUGUGUCCUUGUCGCUGCAGGGCGGUGUCGUGGAGUUCCGCAUCUCUGGGCCGAGUAAUCAUGUGACGGUGGUGAGAAGUGUCCGCAUGCUCGCCAUCGGGGAGUGGCACAAGAUCAAGAUGGCACAGCGUGGUCGCUGGUUGACGCUGUGGGUGGAGGGCAGCGCCUCUUCGGCUUUGGCACCAUCCGCUGAGGUGCUUGUCGAGCCGGAUUCGUUGCUCUACAUUGGCGGCCUCAAGGAUCUGUCCAAGCUGCCGCACAAUGCCAUCUCUGGUUUUCCCAUACCAUUCCGCGGUUGUGUGCGCGGCCUAGUGGUUAGCGGCACGCGCAUUGUACUCAACGAAACUAACAUCGUGGAGUCUCGUAACAUACGCGACUGUGAUGGUACAGCCUGUGGAGGCGACUCCUGUGAAUCGGGCGGCCAUUGCUGGCUGGAUGAGAAGCUGCAGCCACACUGCAUCUGUCCGGAGUAUGCCAAAGGCGAUCGCUGCGAAUAUUCGGAGACUUGCAAGCUAAUACCGUGCAAAAAUAAUGGACGCUGUCUGCGCAGUGGACGCUGCUCUUGUCCCAAUGGCUGGGGUGGCUUCUACUGUGAAAUUGCGCUGAGCAAGCCCACAACGCCCAGCUUCCGUGGCAAUAGUUAUUUGAUCUUGCCACCACCGCGCAUACCAAUGAAAGACAAGAGACGUGGCCCAUCGCUUUAUAUGCGACCACGCGAAGCCAUUCAAAUCUCAUUGAAUUUCUCGACAAUUGAGCCGGACGGACUGCUGCUUUGGAGCGAGCACGAUCGUGUGAAAUUCUUGGGGCUCGGCCUGGAGAAUGGCCAUCUGAAGCUGGCCAGCAAUCUGUUGGGCAGUAUUAACGAUACGGUCCAAGCCCCGGCCAGUGGUUUCAUUGCGGAUGGGGCCUGGCAUUGGACCAAGGUAUUGCUCGAUCGCACGCGCUUGGAACUGCAGCUGGAUGGCGAGGUUAUAUUCACGGAGAAGUUGCCGGAGGGUGCAACAACAAUAACAACAACAAGCACAUCAUCAUUAGCGGCAUCAAGGCGUGCGAGCAAAGAACCAACAAUUAGCUAUGAGGAUAUAUUCUAUUUAGGCGGCUUUCCCAAUCUGGAUUCGGUUAGCAGACGCACGCAGGGCCGCUUCUAUGAGCCGUUCAAGGGUUGUCUGCAGGACAUACAGUUUGGCGCGGAGCCCAAGGCCAUUAUAAGCGAUUUCUCUCCGUAUCAGGGCGAAAAUAUAGGCUCGUGUGAUCUGCACGGAGAUGAGCCAAUUGUUGUAUAAAUCGAUCGAUGUUGAAGAAUCUAAAACAAAUAAAUAAAAAUGUAACCUAUUAUAGAAUAUUGCAGAGAAACAUGUGAAUUGAAUUGCAUAUUGUGAAUGGAGUCUUUGAGUUAAUCUAAAUACUACAAAUUAAAAAAAUAAAACGUAAAAUAAAACUGAGCAAAUUGAAAAUAAAAGCGGCAUACCUAGUCUAAGUUAAAUGUUAAGCAAGUUUAUAUAAAAACCCAAAAUUCAUACAGUUUGAGACAAGGCCAUGAAACAAAAGGAACGUAAUUUUGUAAAUUUUAUAAAAAUAACAAAACUGAAACCAAAAAAAGAAAACAAAGUUUAGAUUACAAGUUUGAAAGGGGCAAGUGGAAGAAAAGUGGCAAGAAAUACUAAACUUUUGAACAAAAUAUUAGUAUAGGUACUAAAUUUAGCAAAUAUUUCUCUUACGUAAGUGAUAUUUAAAACAAAAGACGAAGAAUGAUUAAGCGAAUGAUCCCAAAGGAUAUGAUAUACUAUGAUUACAACUAAAAUGCAUAACAAAUCUAGCUAUGCGUGCCAUGACAAGAGUAAUUCUUUAUUUCUGAAUAUAUUAUAUUUAUUUUCACGUUACUUAAUGCUUUUGUUAUGUAAUUGUUUUAAAACAUAAGUCUUUUGAAUAGAUACACUACUUUUGCUUCAGAUUGACCGAAACAUGAACGAAGUUCCAUCUGAAACGGAAUAGAACGCUUCAUUUGGAGUCUACAAGUGGAAAUGGAACAGAAAACCUUCCUUAGCCAAUAAAGAGAAGAAUUAAUAAUAAGGUUAUGUUACUUUUCCAGAUUUAAAUGUUUCAAGUUUAUCGAAAGCAAAAGUCUUCUGUCCAUUCCAUUGUUGUCCAUUUUGUUGAAACUAUUAAGUAUAUUAUGCUAUAAGCCUACAUAUACUCAGAUAUAUAUGUAUCUAUUUAUCUUAAAAUCCAUUUAUGUGUUCUGAACUAUCUUCAAAACUGCCCUGCAACGAUUUCUGCCAUUUUGAUUUGUUCAACUCGAUACUCAAAUUUAGUUAUAGACACUUUUUUCGUAUCUCUAUAGCUUUUAGUCUAAUCCGCUCUUCUGAUUAAAGCCAUUUAGUUGCCUUGUAGAAAGUUAGUUAACGAGCUAAAAUGAAACAAUUCGAAAUUCUAAAACAUUUUCUUAUCUUUUCACAAAAAUUACUUCGCCUUUUCCAACCAAAUUAUCUGCACAUGCCAGCUUAACUUCAAAACAUAAUAUGAAAAUAAUAUUGUAAUUCAACAACAAUUAUUCUUAUAUACAACCGUAGCAAAGAAAAAAUAUAUGUAUCUAUA